AUGCAAAUAUCAUCAGUAUCAAUACCAACAAUCAGUGGUGGUGAUGUUAUAAUGUCUUGUGAUUUUUCAAAUAUUUAUAAUAUUAAAAUCACAAGACAUUAUAACAUCACCACCACUGAUUGUCACUCAAGUAAUAAACCACAAAUCAUAUGUACAAUAGGUGCAGCUCCUUGUUCAGUCGAAUAUUCACCAUUUGAUAAAUGUAAUGAUCACGUUGGUAAUUGUAUUUGUAAUGAUAUUGCAAUUGUAACUGGUGGUCAAGUUUAUUUAAAUGGCAAUUUCUCAAAUGUAUAUGAUCUUAGUCUAACAAAAGGAUUAACAUGUGAAGAAUCAAGAUAA
Dictyostelium discoideum AX4 is the source of this 339-nucleotide messenger RNA. RefSeq lists its product as hypothetical. The coding region runs from base 1 to 339 and encodes 112 amino acids. The transcript is spliced from 3 exons. Lineage: Eukaryota; Evosea; Eumycetozoa; Dictyosteliales; Dictyosteliaceae. The record is from RefSeq and is a predicted model, not a curated record.